ACGUAUAUCCAAAUUCAAUUUAUGCAUACGAAAAUGACAACAUAAUCCGCAAAAAUCCGACCCGUUUAGCAUAUAUCCGAGCUUAGACGCAUUGAAUAGCCAUUAACCAAGUGGCAACAAAUUUUCACCGCCACAAAACACCCGUCACUGAUUCUCCGAUACAACUCACAUUCACCGCGCUGCUUCUAUCACCUUCAUCUACCAUAUUCCAAAAUCAACCAUGAAUUCACCGGUAAUUACAAAUCUACCAUCACUCCAAAUCACAAAAUAAGCAACCACGAUCUUAUAUAUAUACAAUUGAAAACACUUUAUUCUACUUUUUUUUUUCUUUUCUUCUUGAACUUUGAAUUUGAUGGUAACUUUUGAGGGAAUGGAACAGCAGAGAAGUUCCUCCGGUGCGUCACUCAGCCCUAGAUCUCCGUCUUCUUCGCAACCGUUUCUUUCCGUCUCUGUUUCCGAUCCCGUUAAACUCGGCAAUGGCGUUCAAGCUUAUAUCUCUUACCGCGUCAUUACCAAAACAAAUUUUCCCGAAUACCAGGGGCCCGAGAAGAUUGUCAUCCGACGUUACAGUGACUUUGUUUGGUUACGUGAUCGCCUUUUUGAGAAGUACAAAGGCAUUUUCAUCCCUCCUAUUCCAGAGAAAAGUGCUGUAGAGAAAUUCCGUUUCAGUGCUGAGUUUAUUGAGAUGAGGCGACAGGCGUUGGAUGUGUUUGUAAAUAGGAUAGCAUCACAUCAUGAACUUCGACAAAGUGAGGAUCUGAGAACGUUUUUGCAAGCAGAGGAAGAGACAAUGGAAAGGUUAAGGUCCCAUGAGACUGGCAUAUUCAAGAAGCCGUCUGAUUUAAUGCAGAUUUUUAAGGAUGUGCAAUCAAAAGUGAGUGAUGUUGUCCUCGGGAAGGAGAAGCCAGUGGAAGAAUCAGAUGCUGAAUAUGAGAAGCUAAAGCGUUACAUUUUUGAACUGGAAAACCACUUGGCUGAAGCUCAAAAGCAUGCAUAUCGUCUUGUGAAGAGGCACAGAGAGUUGGGACAAUCACUGUCAGAUUUUGGAAAAGCUGUGAAACUUCUAGGUGCUUCUGAAGGAAAUGCACUUGGUAAAGCAUUCUCGGAACUUGGGAUGAAGUCAGAGAUUUUAUCAGUCAAGCUGCAAAAGGAGGCACAAGAGCUCUUGAUGAGUUUUGAAGAACCUUUGAAAGAUUAUGUCCGUGCUGUACAAUCUAUUAAGGCAACAAUAGCAGAGAGGGCCAAUGCCUUCAGGAGGCAAUGUGAAUUGGCUGAAACAAUGAAGCUGAAGGAGAUUAAUCUUGACAAACUCAUGUUGAUUCGGUCUGAUAAAGUGGCAGAAGCCGAGCGUGAAUAUCACGAGUUGAAGGCAGAGAGUGAACAAGCAACAAAGACAUUUGAGACAAUUGUGAAACUAAUGAAUGAAGAAAUAGGGCGUUUUCAGGAACAGAAAACAUUAGAUAUGGGGAUUGCUUUCCAUGAAUUUGCCAAAGGUCAGGCACGCUUAGCAAAUGGUAUUGCAGAUGCGUGGCGGAGUUUGCUUCCGAAACUAGAGGCAUGUUCCUCUUCGCAGUGAAUCAAGUGCUACAGAACUCCUACAGAGGGCUCUUGGUUUCUAAUAGGGGGGCUUACAGGAGUUCUAUGCUGUUUCAAAUUGUGUUGUAAAAGAUGUGAUUUUCUUGCAACUUUGAAUUUGUACAAAAUCUUGAAAAUUUGAAAUCCCAUAUUUAAAGUAAUGUAGAACCCUGACCUCUGAUACCUGAA
Trifolium pratense (red clover) is the source of this 1764-nucleotide messenger RNA. RefSeq names its product sorting nexin 1. Lineage: Eukaryota; Viridiplantae; Streptophyta; Magnoliopsida; Fabales; Fabaceae. Gene Ontology annotation, molecular function: phosphatidylinositol binding. Gene Ontology annotation, cellular component: endosome. The record is from RefSeq and is a predicted model, not a curated record. The coding region runs from base 353 to 1576 and encodes 407 amino acids. The transcript has 10 exons.